AGCUUCCCUAAUUUAUCUAUAAAAGAAUGACGUCCGUAUUUCUCCAUCGGAUCACCAACGAGCUGCCUUCCAAUAUGUCCGACUCAACCACGGCCUCUCGAGCUCCACAACUACCGGGAAACAAACACCACCUAUGGCGGCCCUUCGCUUUCCUAUUGAUCUUGUUCCCCAUAUUACCCGCCAUAUUCCUCUUCCACCUCGACUCGCUUGACCCGGCUGAGCUGCCCCUCCAUGAGCUGACCGAUCGCCCGCCGGUGGUGGCUCAGAGGGUGAACAGCCACAUGCUGGAUGGGUCGGAGAGGCUUGGUGAGCCGAAACUGCCUGGCCCAGAGGAUAUUGCUUACGACCCUGAAUCAGGGAUCAUCUAUACGGGCUGCGCUGACGGAUGGGUCAGGCGAGUAAGGUUGAAUGACUCAACCGUGGAAGAAUGGGUCAACACCGGCGGCAGGCCACUCGGGCUCGUCCUCGGUCCUCACAAGGAAGUUAUUGUGACGGACACUGAAAAGGGGCUUCUCAGACUGAGUGAAAAUGGAACGGUGGAGCUGUUAACGGACGAGGCAGAGGGGGUGAAGUUCAAGUUAGCGGACGGCGUGGAUGUAGCAGAAGAUGGUACCAUAUACUUCACGGAUGCAUCUUACAAGUACGGCUUGAAUGAGGCUACCCGGGACCUUCUCGAGGGCAGGCCCCAUGGGCGACUCAUGAGCUACUGUCAGAAGACCAAGCAGACCAACGUGCUGGUUCGUGACCUCUAUUUCGCCAACGGAGUGGCCGUCUCGCCGAAUCAAGAGUUUGUGGUGUUUUGCGAAACUAACAUGAACAGAUGCAAGAAGUAUUACAUUAGUGGCAUGAAAAGUGGUACUGUCGAUGAGUUCAUCGACCAUUUGCCGGGUAUGCCUGACAACAUCCGGUAUGAUGGUGAAGGCCAUUACUGGAUUGCACUCACCAAAGGGAAUACGAACACCUUCACGUGGGAAUUGGUGUUGAAAUAUCCUUUUAUCCGAAAGGCACUCUGGAUCUUGCAGAAGUACCUGAGCCUUCCAUAUCAAGGGAACGGCGGAGCUCUCAUGGUUGAUCUGGAAGGAAACCUAAUCGCCCACUAUUAUGACUCCAGAUGUACAUUAGUCACUGGAUGCUUAAAGAUCGGGAACCAUUUGUACUGUGGUUCCCUUAUCCAUGCUUACAUUACUCGGCUCGACUUGACCCUACAUGGGGCCCUCUGAGUCGAGCAGGAAUGCUUCGGUCGGGUCUGGAUGCAGUUAUUAACAUAAGCACAAUAAUCGACUAAGACCUGCAUAAACAUAUAGUGGGAACUCCUUGUAUCGGGGUUCUCACUCUGUAAAAAUUUUGGGUAUUGUAAAUCACAAAUGGGAGCUUUCAUGGAUGUUGUGCCCCGUUUCUCGCUGUUUAAAACAAGCUACCAAGGGUCAUUGCUUUCUCCCUAA
This is a messenger RNA of Punica granatum (pomegranate), 1442 nucleotides long. NCBI's taxonomy places the organism in Eukaryota, Viridiplantae, Streptophyta, Magnoliopsida, Myrtales, Lythraceae. The record is from RefSeq and is a predicted model, not a curated record.